ACACGUAGCCCAAUAUUCCAUCACAAUCAUUAACGAUCCUUUUCCUUCUUACUCUCUCUAAAAGUCUAACCCCCAGCUUCGUCUCGUCGUGAAAAGCUAUGGCUCAGAAGAGAGAGAAAGAGGAAACGGAGCUCAAGGUUCCUGACACUUUAACCACCCUCUGUACACCACCACCGGUAGCUGCAGUUCCGUCUAAGAUCUCCGGUUCCUAUGAGCAUAGAUCGGAUCCGAAGAGUGGUGGUUCCACCGACGUCAUCGUUGAAGUUAGAGAGACAUGCGCUACCUCACAGGAACCAUCAUCAACUGCGGUUGAUAAUAGGACGAAGAGGCGCCAGUUGAAUCGGUGUUCAGGUUGCCGGAAAAAAGUUGGAUUGAUGGGAUUCCGAUGCCGUUGCGGUGAGAUGUUCUGUUCCGAGCACCGGUACACCGAUCGACAUGAUUGUAGUUAUGAUUACAAGGCGGCCGGACGUAAGGCGAUCGCUCGUGAGAAUCCGAUGGUUAGGGCUGUGAAGAUUCUAAAAGUCUAAACUAUAAUUCAAAAUCAAAGCCAACAUUGAUUGUAGAAAUUUUAGUUUUUUGGUUAUCUUAAUGAUUAAAUGGAAAACUAGAAUUGCAAUCUAAGAACUGUGGAAGGUAAUGGUGUCAAAAUUUGCAUUUCUUGUAUUCAUUCCGUAACUUUUAUAAACAUAGUAUACAGUGUUGUUCGAGUA
This is a messenger RNA of Lactuca sativa (garden lettuce), 710 nucleotides long. RefSeq names its product zinc finger A20 and AN1 domain-containing stress-associated protein 5. The record is from RefSeq and is a predicted model, not a curated record. Gene Ontology annotation, biological process: protein ubiquitination. Gene Ontology annotation, molecular function: zinc ion binding; ubiquitin-protein transferase activity. Lineage: Eukaryota; Viridiplantae; Streptophyta; Magnoliopsida; Asterales; Asteraceae.